AUGUCCACCCUCAAACCGCCUUCACUACAGCACCGGUCAUCUUCAUCACAUACCUCGACUGGGCCUCCCAAAGCUCCCCUCAAAGUUGAUCCCUCGGCGACCAUAGCAGACACCGCUGUCUUUCAAGGCACAUACCCUGUGACAAUCGGCGCAGGCACCAUCGUUCACCCUCGCGCCAAAUUCUACUCUUUCGAGGGCCCGAUAUCCAUCGGCGACGGAUGUAUCAUCAGUGAAAAAGCAGUCAUCGGCGCCGCGCCGGGGACUUCCUCCUCCUCUUCCACCUCGUCAAGACCCUCACCUUCCUCGUCAACAAGACCAUCUCCUACAUCCUCAUCGAUGGAUCUUGCGCCGUCUUCUUCCCUGUCAAGGGGGCACGACUCGAACUCAACAACCACUCCAACGACUCGCAUCUCCUACUUCGUCACCAUUGGCCCGCAUUCCACCAUCCUCCCAGGCGCCAAUAUCCACUCCGCAGCCACAAUUGAGUCACUCGUGACAAUCAACCGCCACGCCGACGUUGGCGCGCACUCCAAGAUUUGCUCCGGCUGUCAGGUCCCCGUACACGGUAUCGUGCCUGAAUGGACAGUGGUCUGGGGCUCGGAGGUAGGACAGCGGCGCAAGCGUGCGCGCACCGCGAGGGAUCCUGCGCCCGCGGUGGUCGUCGCCGCACACGUUACGCAGAGUCCGGUUCCGGCGCCGGCGCCGGAGGGGAAAAUCAUUGAGGAUGCGAGGUUGAUGGUGCUUCAAAAGGAGAGGGAGGUGUUGGCGAGGAUGAUUGUGCCCGCUGGAGCUUCGAAGAGGAAGUGA
Molecule: messenger RNA, 807 nt
Organism: Penicillium diatomitis
Lineage: Eukaryota; Fungi; Ascomycota; Eurotiomycetes; Eurotiales; Aspergillaceae
Product: transferase hexapeptide domain protein
Exons: 1
Coding region: 1-807 (268 amino acids)
Biological process (GO): mitotic spindle organization
Cellular component (GO): dynactin complex
Molecular function (GO): dynein complex binding
Source: RefSeq, a predicted model, not a curated record